CCGUCACUUAAGAUACAACGACGAAUGACUGCUUGGUUUAAAUUGUCACUGAUCGACAAAAUGCAUUCAGUAACCGUAUGCUCUCUGUACAAAAAUGCAUUGAAAACUCCCGCAAGUUCAGGAGGAUAUUUCGUUUGAUCGGUUAUUAUCUGUGCGGGUUUGAAGUGUUAAAUAAUAUCAAGUGUUAAGUCUGGAAUCUAUUUUUAAACUUUUAAAUCAUCAGAAAACUAUACCAAGAAUAACUUUUAAUAUCUGAUAUAUUAAAAAAUGAGUGUGUUAUAGCUAUGUGUAGAGUGGUUGUGUCGAUAAAAGUUUUUUUAUUGCUCGAGUAUUAAGGGUUAGAAAUAGGUAGUUUAUAUGUUUAAAAAAAAAAAGGAAUGGUUCGGAAAAUUGCGAAAUUGGUGAAUCGUUUGUGUAUAGUUGUGACCAGUAUGAUUUAAUUGAAAUAUACGAAACACGAAUUUAUACGCAACGUAGAUAAACAUCUUUAAAAAUAUAUCGUUUAUUAACUGUAAACAAAACUUAUUUUGUUUUUCGUAUAACAGCAUUUUAUUAACCAUUAAACGUUUUCGGUGAUUUACUAAAUUAGAAAACGAUUACGUUUUAAUAAUAUGCUUUUUUUCAUUUCCAGUUAAAAUGUUGUUAAUACGUUUAUUAAUUUAACGAUGUGUUCGACUAUAACAUUUUGUAAAUUUAAGGAAAAUUACUUAUCAAAUUUAUUUUUAAUUAUAUACUUUUCGUUUUAUGUCAUAACAAUAAUUUACUGAAAGAUAUUUUAUUUUAAUUGUUAAUUAUUAACAAAGGAUAUUUGAUUUUAAAUGACAUAACAAAUUUAACUUAAUAAGUUCAAUCGAUAAUCGCUCGAUAGAUAAUUAUCAAAAGCUAGAAAGUUGUUGUACAAGGGUUGUAUGAGAAGUACACAACCUAACAAAAUAACAAGACUUUUUUUCUACAAUCAUUUUAAUUUUCCUGUUAGUAAAACUUCAGCGUAAACUAACAGGAAAAAGUCGCUGGGAUCGGCUUGGAACGGUUGAACACGGUGGAGGUCAACUAAUUAGCCGUGGUUAAAAUCCACUUGAUUGCACUUUAUUUUGAUUCAAAUUCGAUCGUUUUCUGUUAUUUCUCCCUUUACCUUAUGAAGCAAUGAUUCGUGAUGUACAAUCCCAGAACAACGGUUGCCAUUACUGUUUAGGCUGAAGAAACCGUCUUUGCUUUUUCAGAGCAGAUUUGCCCUUUACAAUCCACUGUCUUCACUGUUGUGAUUCGACGCAAAAAAUCCGAAUAAUUUUGCUAAAACUGUAUCAUUAAGGCCUGGGAAAUAUUCAUUUGUAUGUGCUUUUGGUCCAAAGUAAGCAAACGCGGCACCCAACGCACACAUAACUCAUUCAUUUUUGCUAAUUUUAGAUUGUACAAGUUGUCCCUGUAAAAGUUACGAUUUGUCAACAAUUGGGCAUGAGCCGCACUCUACAUGGACAUACGUAAUCUUCCAUAAAAAAAUUUAUAAUGUUCGAAUGUAUAAUUUAGAAAAUAUACUUAAAUACAAGUUUUGAUUUCGAAACUUUGAAGGCCUAUGACUCAGAAGCGAGGUGUCGUAUGAGAAAACUUUUUCCAUAUCGCAGCAUUAUUUUCACGUCAUCUACUCACUCAGGAAUUUUUUGUAUCAAGUCCCGGAACACCCUGCAUACCCCAAUAUGUACUGAUAAGUGUUGACAUCUUGAAGUUGAGGUCGGAAACUUAUCAGACAACAAGAUUUAUACAUUUUGAUUAUUUUCUAUAAAGAAUUUUUACGUUUAUUCUAAUUAUUAUUCAAUAAAAUAUUAAUAAUUUACAUAAUAUCUCAUGAUCAUCAAAAACGACAAAGACUUAAAUAUUUUAGUGACAUUGAGGAUAUAUUACGUGGUUUUUAGACAUUUUAAAUGAUCUUCGUUUCAAUUAAUAUACUUCUCAGAAAUUCAAUUUUAAAUAUAAAUGUUUCAUUGCAAUAUUUCUUGGUAUUUAUUAGUAGUACUUUUAUAAAGAAAAAAAAAUUAAACUCGAUACAUAAACAGUUUCAAAUUAAUUGAUUUUAAAUACCUAACUGUUAAUUGGUAAUAUUAUAAUUGAUUGGUACUGUAUUUAUUAUUGGCUUUUUGAAAUUUGAAUAAAAACGGCGGAUCUCCUCUCUUUUUUUUUAUAAACGUCUGGUCGAGAGCUAGUAUCAAAUAAAUAGCAAAGGAUUAAUUGUACACUACUUGUAGUUAGUUAUAAUUCGCGUUUCUAGACGUUCCAGUGAAGUGCGUGAACUUUUCUUCGCUCCACAUUUGAAGUGUUCACAAUUUCCAUUAUCGUCUUAAUACUCUUACAUACAUCAUAAUUUUUCAAUUUGUGUUUGUAUCCCUUCAAAAACUUGUUCCACAAAACUGGUUCCAUUUGAAUAUAAAAAAAAAAACAAGGAGAGUAACUGCGUUAAAGUGUAGUCUGUUGGGUUUACACCGAUUUCCCGCAUUCUUAGUUUUUCUCCCAAUUAUUUCCUCAAGGAAACACCACAAUUGCUAUCUCAAAAAUUUUUCGGUAAUUUAGAAAAUUUAAAUAUAUCGAGUGGUGUUGUAUUCAAAAAUCGACUGAAUGUCUUCACUUUUAUUAAUAAUUUAACUUUCGAAACGUAACUGUUAAUACUUUUAUCAAUUUAAUUACUCAUCAGUGCCAAAUUUAUGGUUAUAUAAGAUCAUUUUUUUUUAGAAUGUACGAAGUUUUUUGUUUGUUGUGUGAUACGUUUUGCUGAUAAUUGAAUACAGGUCUCUUAAUGCUUUAAUUAUCUUAAUAUAUCUCAUAAAUGAUAAACGUGAAUGAAAAAAAAUACGUUUGGAUAAGGCAAGAGCGUUGCGUAUAACAUAUUAUCCUGAAAAUGUUGCGUAAACGGGUGAUUUUAAAUAUAUAAACAAAAAUGGAGAUUCUACAUACCAUAUCACUUACUUUAUACACAAAAAUGAAUAUUUACUUUCAAUAACCUUCAUUCCUCAUUUCCUAUAUCAACUUGUUUACUAAAUUAAGACCCUUUUCUAUGUAAAAAGCAAGCAUAAGAUGGUAACUUUACAUUCGAGUAGUGUAGAGGUACCGCCUGUAGAUAUUGGUGUCGAAGUUUCGUAGGUUGUGGUAUUCGGGAGAAACGUGCCUUGGUAGCUGGUUCCACAGCUUUGCACUUCUCCAAAGAAAGGAGUCCCGUUAAAUCGACGAUCUGGGCGUCUGCAGGCGAACUCAGUGUUCAUGAGUCACGUCUGCCUGUCGAGUAGAUCUUGCAAAUACUGCUCUAAAUGGGAUUAAGCUGGACAGUUCGGAAGGGCAUCUGUCGUGGUAAUAUCAUCAAAACAUCCCCUAUAUGCUCUAAGCUAUCCAAGUUUCUAUAACCUAAAAGUCAAAUUGCUCUCUUCUGUAUUAAGUCUAAAGGUAUGCUUGUAAGCCAAGCUCCAAAUGUGCGAGCAAUACUCCAAAGAUGGGGAUUAGAAUCUGUUUCGGAUUAUAUAGCUUUUUGGUCUUUGAAAGAGCUCCAAGUUUUUGUGAAGCUGCCUACGGAUUGUAGUGUAGCCAUUUUGAACUGCUGCCUGGUGGUUAAUGAGUAUUUUAGUCGAUUACUCCAUAGACAUCCAUUAUUUGUUCUCGAGUUUCUUCAUCUAACAAUAGUCCAAAAUGUAUAAAUGUAUAAAUCAAAGUUAUCGUGCAUCUUGUAAAACUAACUUCCGCAUAUUUCAAAUAAUAAAACACUUUCAAUAGUUGUUUUAUAAAUAACUAUUACAUGAAUAUAGUUUAACUAUAACUUUCUUACUGCCGCGAUGCGGGUCAUAAAAACUAUUAACAAACGGUUCAACAACCCAAUCUACUAAAUCAUUCCUUAAAUCUGAAAAUAUAAAUCUCCUCAAAAUAUAAAAUGCGUCUCAGGAUUAGUAAAACGGCUCUCAAUUUUCCUUUUGAAAAAUCGGAAAUUCCCCAAAAGACCUUUUUUUCUAUAUGUGACACAAGUGAUUAGGAAAAGAUGUUUAGAAUCAAUAUCGUCUAGGCCCAUAAACCAAAUUUCGAAAUUUUUUGUCAACUAGAAUUUUCUCAGUCGUUUUAUAUUUUUUAAAGAUAUAUUGGUAGUAAUGACAAGUGACAAUGAGGUAUUUUGAACCAAUAUUUUACCAUAAAAUUAUCAAUAAUCGACGUACAACAAAACGAAACCAGUAUUUGAAUUAUAAUAAAUAUAUUACCUUAUUAUAAACAUUAGAAUUCGAAUGUUUUUAUAUGGUAAUAAAUUAACUUAAUAAUUUCAGUUUUUAUUUGUUACACUUAUUAAAAAUUAGCUAGACAAUUAUUAUAGUACAUUGUGAUUGUAAAGUUUUUGUCUACAAUUGAUAAAAUAGGAUAACUUGAACAAUGUAAAUAAAUUAACGACAAAAAAAAUCCACAUUCUCUUUGAACGGAUUAUUAUUCAAUAAUUUUUUGUCGUUAAGAAUUUCCUGUCGACUCGUUAACUAUUAUUUAUGAAAAAGGUCAAAUUUCGUAUCGAAAUUCGACGAUAACGUGAGUUUUUUCUCUCUAAUUUCAUUUCCAGUUGUCGCAAAUAAAAAGUUCGAGAUGAGAAAAAUGUGUAAAGGCGGACCAGUCGUGGCAGCUGCUGUAACUGUUUUCGAAACACAACAACUAAACUACAACAAUAUUUGUAAAGGGAAUAAUUCACUCAUCCCGGAUCGAAAUAGUUCCCGUUCCCCAAACGAUCAACCUAAAAAUAAAAUCGGUUGUUUAGAUGACGAAUUUAGCUUCGAAUCGGCCGUCAAGAAUUUUAACAGCAUCGCGGAAGACGUCCAGGAAUUCUGUUUUACUGAUUCGCUGAAAAGGAGCGGCCGUCUUCCUAUCAUCAAAACGGAGUCUAAAUCAGAAAAACCUGAGGAAUUCCACGAGGUGAACGAGUAUAUGAAAGAGGAAGUGUUGAGAAAUCAUGUGAAUGAGAAGAGGGGAGGGGGUGGGAGUGAGUCGUACAGUUGCGGUAACGGAAGUUGUAGUGACAGUGGGGCAUCGGAUAGUGAGGAAGAAAAGGAGCAGCUGAUUAGUGAGGGGUUGGAGACUAUUACUGAGGAACUGAGCGGUGCGCAAUCGGGUCAAGGACAAGAAGACGAUUCAAGUCUAGAAGACGAUUCUACAAUAAAGGAUCAACAACAUCAAGCAUGGUCCGAAAUUUAUUCCAGUCAAAGUUCUACAUCAGAUUUGUCUACAUCUUCAUCAGAACAUCAGUCCAAUUCAAGAGAUAGCUCAACACGUUGCAACAACGACUUCCAAUGGAUCCGUAAACAAUCUGCGGAUAAUCCGUCACAAAAAAUGGAGGACAUCGAACAGAUUCCCAGUACAAAACCCCCACUUAAUCGGACGGUUCGCGAAAAGACGCCUCGCAAAGAAAAGACUACCGAAAGCUUGGAUAGGAGAAAAAUACAUCAAAAUAGAAUAGAAAGAGAUCAAAAAUCCCGAUCGCAUAUUUUAAAAAGUCCUCCUAGAUUGGAUGAUUUCACCGGUGGUGGUUGCCAAAGUUGGUGUUGCAACCCUCACGAGUUUUGUUACGAUAAUUUUCAAAGGAGACACGAAAGACAAGAUCCUCAACGAUACGGCAGUAAUCCUACGUUAGAAAGAAAUCAACAUCAUCAAAGAUUCAUCGAAAGGGGGAGUCAUCCAGAUAUAUAUAGUGAUUUUGGAAGAUUUAGGCAUGAAUUGCAGUGUUGUUCGUAUCAUAUGGCCCCAAUUAUUCCGCCGUGUUGUUUUUAUGGCGACAGAACUCAUCAUUGGACGCCUCCUACGUAUAGUAAGCCGACCGAAACGGACGAAAAGUUUAGGAAACUUCAGUACGAAAAAGAUAACCUCCAAUUACAAGUACAAGUAUUGACAGAUCAAAUCGAAGCUCAAUCUGAUAAAAUUUCAGAUUUAGAAAAGUUACUCUACGAGAAAAAACAGCAGUUAUCAGAAACCGAGGAUAAAUUACAAAGAGAAAUUUUGUCCAGAUCAUCGUUAGAAACCCAAAAACUAGAAAUGAUGUCGUUAGUGAGCGAAUUGAAGUUACAACAAGCAGCUUUAGAAAGGGAAAAUGCGGAAUUGAGAAAUACUCAUUUCAACAAUAACUCUGAUUUAAAGAAACCUCCCGUGAUGCCUAGGAUGACAUCUCAACCUACUCUAACCUCUACACCAGUACAACAUGCUGGAAAUCAAAGAUUGAAUAGGAUUUCACCAUCACCUAGUCCAGUGACAGUAGUAGCUAAUAACGCCGGAAGGAUAGAUAUAUCUACACCUUUACCAGAUAUUCAACAAAGACCGAAGACUCCUCCAGCGAAUUUCAAGCGUCAAAUCGACGUUCAUUACGGCAGUCUUCCACGUCAACAAUUUCUUCUAAAUGGCAAUGGUAGCAACGUCGACAACAACGCGAAUCCUGCAAACGGAAAUAAAAAAGGAGUCGCCUUCGGUAGGGGAUUUUAUUCUCUGGUAGGGGGCAGGCACAGGGGAUUCUCUGUUCCGAAUCUAGCGGAAACAGAAAAAGUCUUGAUAGAAGACGGAUCAAAUGAAUCGCCCGGUUCUCCAAAUAUCUCAUUCAAUAAAUCCAAAGGAAUUAAGAAGAUUUUUGGUAAAAUUAAAAGAUCCGGAUCUGGAAAUUUAGAAGACAUUCAGGGCUUAAGCGAAUUCCAAAGAGGAGGUGUCAGAGCUACUGCAUCGGCAAGAUUGGGAUGGAGUGAACCUCAAAUAGUACAAAAACCAGACAAACCCUUCUCUGAAUGGGAUACAGAAAAUAUUUGUGAUUGGUUACAAGACUUGGGGCUUGAUAAUUACAUAACAGAAGCAAAACGUUGGGUUCAGAAUGGUCAGCAAUUACAAGAAGCUUCUAUUAAUGAGAUAGAAAAAGAAUUGAAUAUAAAAAAUCCGUUGCAUAGGAAGAAAUUACAAUUGGCACUUAUCGAUACACAAGCUAAUGGAUCAAGCGAUCUAUACUUAGCUCAAGCAGGUAAAUUGGACACGGCUUGGGUACUAAGAUGGCUGGACGAUACGGGCUUACCACAGCACAAAGAAAACUUCCUAAUAAAUAGAGUAGAUGGUCGAGUUCUACAUCGACUUACCAUGGAUGAUUUAGCACUAUUACAUGUAACGUCAAUGUUACAUGUCGCCAGUAUUAAAAGAGGUAUUCAAGUAUUACGUGAAAAUAAUUACGAACCUGGAUGUCUACAAAGAAGAUCUCUUCCUGACGAUCCAGAUCCGCCUACGAUUAGACAAAUUUCUUUGUGGACUACACAUCGAGUAAUGGAAUGGUUAAGAGCAGUCGACUUGGCAGAAUACGCACCAAAUUUAAGGGGGGCAGGCGUUCAUGGUGGUUUAAUGGUAUUGGAACCAAAAUUUAAUGCUGAAUUGAUGGCGUCACUUUUAUCAAUACCACCAGGAAAGACGUUACUUAGGCGACACCUUAAUACGCAUUUUAUAGAACUGCUGGGUAAAGAUAUAAUCCAAGAAAAAAGAGAAAUAGAGUCAACGAUGGGAUACAUACCUUUAACGCCUUCAUUAAAAUUAAAGGUAACAAAAAAAUCACAAUUUUCGCUGAAGAGGAAAAAAUCUAAAGGCGAAGCAGAUUAUGGAGACCUAGUGUGUCCUUUAAAUCCAGACAAAACAGGUGAAAUGACAAGCUCCACGGGUAUGAUGAAGACGGCAAACGUAGAGGACGAGGUUGUCUAUCGUCGCAUUGAAUACAAACCUGUCAGAUCGUUACCAGCAUCUGCAGGGAAUUCCCCGAUUCCACAAAGAAUGUUCGAUAAUAAUUAGAUUUUAAUUAUAUAGAAAUAGUAUAUUUCCAUUUUACCAACUUUUUAAACAUUGAUAUAUUUUAUAACUAAUUUAUAGCAUAAAGUGAGACACUGUAUGUACAACAUAUCACCAGAACUGCCGAAGAUAAUUUGGAAAAGUAUCUAGAUAAGUUACUUUAUCUUUAAAAAGUAUUUAAAUUUAGUUUGAAGUUUGACUAUUUAUCUCAAGCUACUUUGUAUAUUAUGUAUGUAAGUACUAAGUUUUUAAAAUCAGAUUAUGCAUUUCUUAUAUUAAUAAUUUAAGAAAAAGAAGAAAAGUACUCAUUUUUGAAUCCCUGUAAACAUCUAAUAUACUUAAAAAAAAUGAGAAUAUAUAAAAAUAAUGAAGUAAUAAAUUAAUUUGUAUAACCAUUUUGUCAUGUACCCUAUUUUUGUUGUUAACUGCAUUUACAAUUUAUUUAGUAUAAAUAGAAUAUAAUAAUAGUAUUUUUCGAAUCUAAAAUAUUAUCAAAGAUGCAAUUUAUUUCCUAAAUUAUGUGAGACAAUUAUUUCUUUUUAUAAAAAAACUUGAAGAAAUUUGGUUAUUAGGAUACUUUAAAUUUACUAACGCAAUCUAAAGUAGCUAAGUAACUUUUUGGCAGCUCUGUAUAUAGCACAUGUUUAUUUCAUUUAUUAAAGAUGAAAUUUGUGACAUUGAAUCAACUUACCGAUUCUAAUCAACUAAUUUAACCAAAUAAUCACUAAAAAAUUGAGUAUCAUACAUAUAUAUUAUUGGCUCGAUGUUUGAACCACUUGUAUUUUUGUAUUUCUAUAUAAACUCGGUUAAGCCUUACAAAAUAUCAUCCUAUAAUACCUCCUGUUUUUACCAAAGCCUUAUCUUACCUUUUCACCAAAACCUGUUCAUGACCAGCAUUAGUUAUCGUUUUUAUUGCCUAUUAACUUGAUAAUAGUAAAAAUACAAACAAAAUUUAUAUUUGUAUUUUCACUUCUAUACAUUGGAAGAUAGCCAAAAAUCUAGAUCCCAAAUGAUAAAAUAAAUGUACGGAAUGUAUCUAGAGGGAUCUUAAUCUAUGUAGAUAAUAAAAACGAACUCUAUACUUAAAUAUGCUUCAGUUAAGAUAAGGGAGCACACCAAAAGAAUGGAAACGUGCAAAGCAACGCAUAUAAAAAACUUGCAGCACAGUAUGAGUUUCAAAAAUUAAAUUAUAUGAACUGUCUCUUAGGAAGAGACUAUCAGAAUAAAAUUUCGCUACUUAUAUAAACUACAAUUGAUGUGGGGAAUUUACAAACCACUUAAGUGAUUUUUGGGUCAAAACAAUUUGAUAUUCGACUUCAAACAAAUAAUAUGUUGAAACUAGCACUGUAAAAUACUUAUAGGCAAAUAUCAAAUUGAAGUAUUAAGUUUUUUUGUUACUAUUUUAUACGUACUAAAUAAACAUAAUUAAUUGCGUAUUAAAUAAAUAUAAUCAAAUUAUUAUAAUACAACUUGCCGCUAAUGUAUCCAUCAAUACGCCCUAUGAAACUCCAAUGAAAAAUUGAUUUCACUACCAUCACAAGGAAUUAUUAUUAAUAAUAUAUCAAAGUUUUAACUGCAUUUUUACAAAUUCCUAACAGUAUUCGAUAGUUAUAAGAAAAUUUUUAGUGAGUAACUGAAUCGAAAUUACUAAAGCUUGCAUAUUAAUAAUUUAAAACGUGUGUAUUGUUUUUAAUAACUGCAUAUUAGUAUUUAACUGGCGCCGGUGCGGUUUUUGCCAAUCAAGUUUUGAAUGUUUUGAAUAAAGCCGGUACUACACGAUACGUCCAACGCUUGCGCCAAAAUUCAACUUCAAACGUAGCUAAAUAUUUGACGAAGAUUACUACUUUGACGGGGUCAAAAAAACCGAUUUUCCAUAGCCAAUGUUGGAAACAAAACAUUGAUCGAAUGACAUGCGCGCACUACGACCACACGAUGUGUUCAAUCGUACCAGCGUUGGAAGCAUUGGACGCACCAUGUGGUACCGGUUUAAUAGAAUUAGAAGAUUUUGUGUAAAAUAGUUUGAACACAUUUAUUGUUUACUGGUAGCUUACUACAUCGGACCAUGUUAUCAUUCUAAAUGGAACUACAGAUUAUAUUCAUCGAAACUUAAACCAUUACUGAACCACUAAAUAUUAUCUACAAAAUUACGGAUUAGAAUUUCUAUGUUGAUGCAAGAACUAUAAUUUUUGGGAUCUCAGCUUCUGAUUCUGUGUCUUAUAAUUUCUUUUUUUAAUAUAAUAUAGUAGACUCUUUUUAAUUAAUUAACUAAUCUUAGUUCGAAUUCAAUUAAGCUCAACAGUUACACAAUCAGAAAUUUACUACACUAAGCCAUAAAUAUUUAGAAUUGACGUCUUUAGCAUGUCAAACUAGUUGUUUUUAAUAAGAGUGUGUUGAGGGUAUUCUGCAAAUUUUUGGGAAAAAAUGACUUUGGGCAUUCAAGAACUAUUCAAUUCUUAUCUAUCGAGUAUUGAUAUAAAAUAGUAGUUUCUAUUAAAUAAUUGAUUAAGAUGUUUCUUUGUACUUAACUCUGGAAGUUUGCCUUAGAGUAUUGGUUUUUGCAUGAUUUGAAGGAGGCUUUCAAUUCCGGAAAAUUAACUAUAUAACACCAUUUAUUUAUGUCUAGACACAUUCGUAAAUGGAACCACUGGAUUUAUAACAAUUUAUACUUUUAAUUUCGGAACCCGAUAUAGGUAAAUGAUAUGAAAGAAAUACAGCUUCCAUCUUCUUAUCAGAAAACAACUCACCACACGGCACGCACAUAUUACAAACUAUGAGAGAAACCAACAUAUUCAACAGUAAUUUACUUCAUAUUUAAUAUGUAUAAGGUAUAUGAAGAAAAAAAUGGAGGGACAGUAUUAAAUUCAAGUUAUUAUCCAUUAUAUAAUAGGUGUAGAUUGACUAUUGCCACUGGAGCAAAAUGGUAAAGGACAACACAGUUUAUAAUGGCUAAAGAAUUUGAUCCAAAUAUUCCGCUUUGGUUUCCAAAUAUUAAUAUUUCCAAACAAAAUAAAUUAUAUAUUAGAUUUGAAUAGUAAGUUUCUUACAAACUUAUAUAGAGUUUAUAAAAGAACACAACUGGCGAUAACUUCUAGUACGGUCCGAGAUAGUAAGCAGUUGAGUAGCAUUUUAGUAGAUUUUAGGUGAAAGGUGUGUAAGUUAUUUAUUAUAAGAAACCAAAAAAAAACGAAUGUGAAAGUAUAAUUGAAAAAAAUAUUUUAAUGUGUUAAGAACAUGUUUACAAUAUAUUAUCAGGUGACUUUAACGGAAAUAUAUGAUGACUAAGUGCCAAAAAAAUAAGAAUUGCUUUUAACAAUGUUCCAAAAUUAUUAUAAUCGCCUGUUUCAAGUUAUUACUAUUUUCGAAUCACCUAUCAUGUUAAAUGUGCCCAAUAUCUAGAAUUAUUUCAUAACUAAAUCUAAACCCGUAUCAUUUAGGUAUCACAUUUCAAUGAUAAUAUAAUUAGUAAAAUAUGUUUGCAACAAAAAAAUCAAAUAUAUAAAGUCAUAACUAAACUAAUUAACAAAAACUGUGUUAAAACACACAUAUAAAAUGUGUUUUACAUCAAGAUAUAUAAGUACAAUUAUUAGUAAACAAAGUUUUUGGUUCAGUAACUUUAAUAUCAAAUUCAAAUUGUAUACCAGUGAUUUUUUUCUAUCUAAUUCCACACAAAAUAAACUUUGUUUAUAUUUAAAUUACAAGAGGCGAAUUCAUCUCUUGUUACAUCAUUUCAGCAUAAAAAAAUAUAUGUAUCAACAUAAAAAAAAUGUAUGUAUCAAAUUAUUUUGAAGGCUAAUGAUAUAAAAUACAAAUUUUGGUUUGUUAUGAGUGUAUUUAAAAAAACAUAUUCAUUUACAUACCUCAAACUGGUUCAUUAAAUAUCAACAUGAAUCUUUUAUACUAAAUUUGUUUUGUUUGAAACCUUGGCACUGACUUACUCCAACACCACAGUAAUGUAACAAAUUAUGUAAUUAUAUUGGCACAUAAAGAACGUUUCAUUAAUAAUUGGAAUAGAUAACUAUUGAAUGAGGUAAAAAUAUGAAGAUUGAAUCUAAAUUACUUAGAUACAAUGUGGCCUUAAUUGAUUUUGAAAACGCAUUAGUUCAAAUCUCCUAGUUGUAUUCUUGUCCUAAUGUAAGUAACUGCUAAUUUUUCCCAACAUCUAAUCCACAGUCCUUGUAUAUUUCAGACUGUAAUUGGAAACUUUUAUUUAUGAUAAUUUAGUGGAGUGUACACUUCCCACAAAUAUUCAACAGUGGUAAUAUUACCACUUAUUUAUUAAACAUCCUGUAUUUAAGUAAUUUUCAUAAAAGAUAAAUGAAAAUUGGAACAUUGUCAUAUAUAUGCAACAAUCUGUUUAUAUAACAAUAAGACUGAAAGGACGGGGGCCAGCUGACCUGUAAUGUGGUAUUAUGACAAAGCGAGAAGGAUUCUAAAAAAAAUAUAGUUAUUGUAAUUGUUAAAACUUUAUCUACUUCUGAUAAAUAAACUAAUGGUAUAUGAUUAUUUGCUAAAUUAUAAAAGAUAUCUCAUUUAAAAAGUGUUAUGUAUAGCAUUAAGCCAUAAUUACAGUAGAAAUCUUAUAAUAUUAGAAUAUCUCUAAGUAUUAAAUACAAUAAACAUAUACUAUUUCAAUUACACUGGUCUGCAAAAAAAUUAACCAAGCACCGGCACUAUUAUUGGUGAUUCUUAUGUAAAAUUACGUUCUGAAUCACCAUCACCCACCAUUUUCGGGGGAGCUCCGCACUUCUCUUUUUACCAUUUUUCAAUAAUAAAAACUUAUGGACAUCGAUUUAAUUUGAAGGGGUAAAAAAACUAUUCAAUCUGGAAACAAUGAUAAGUAGUAAAAAUAAGUACUAUUAUUUUGGGCUUCCUCUCCGGUUAUACCCUGAGGUAUUAUUUCGUCCCAAAAACCAUCGGUACUCCGCCAACAUGCUUGCAUUCACUUUCUUGAAAAUCUCAAAAUCUCUUUUCCAUCUUAGCGAUGUCUUGAUAGAAUCGUUCCCCGUGUUCAUCGGUGAUUGCUCCUAAAUUUUUAGGGAAGAAGUCCAGGCGCUAAUGAAGGAAGUGUACUUUCACAGACAUGCCACAUCUCAUGGCCUUGCACGCUAACAGCAAUUCCUUUUUUCAUUUUGAAUCUUGUAAAAGUUGUUGGGGACCCGUAAAAACUUCAUUAUUUAGUUUUCAAAAAUUGAAAUGUGUCACAUGUCUUGUCCAUUGCAUUCACAAACUUUUUAACAAACCCAGUUUAAUGUGCAAAGGUGGCGAGUACAUAUUUUCCUUCGGGACCAAAGGACAUUUUUGUUACCAGGAGUCAUAGGCCAAUUCCGUAUGGUGUAAUGUAAGUAUGAUCGUGACUAAAGUAACAACUUUUAAGUCAGCACAAGUGUCCAUUUAUAAUCAUGAUAACUAAUUUUAUCAAGGAUUCGACUGAUAUUUUCGGACAUCUUCUCCAUAUCAACAGAGUAUGUAACUGGAAUUUAUGGUUAUUCCCGUUUGCCAACUGGAUAGCUUGUAUGCGUGUUUUCGAUGAAUAUAUAAAGUCUUUAUUUGUCUCGAUCCCAUGGGAUCUUUAGCUUUCUGGUCCUAUAAAAAGAUAUUUUUACGAGCUUUUCUAAGAGACUCCACUGACUAGACGUUGAAAUAUGUGAAAAAUAAGUAGGGGAUCUCCACCACAAAUGGUGUCAGGGGCGAUUUUCAUGCAGACCAAUGUGAUUUAGACCUGCAUCAAGGAAUUUGAUAAAAAAUAUACUUCAUAUAUUGUGUAAUAUUAAUGUUCAUUUACUUUAACUUGCACUGAAACUUUGUAUUGGUAUGAGAAACGUAGGCAGCAAAUUGUUUACUUACUUUUAUUAAAUAAUAGAAUAGAAUUUUUACUGAUUUUACAAACCACUUACAGGUGAAGACACAUCAUAUGUGGUACUGUACAUUAGUAAAAAAUACAAGUACCUAUAAAUAAACACCUAAUAUAUAUAUAUAUAUAUAUAUAUGGUGUGCUAAUUAUAAUAUUGUAAAUAAAGACAAUAAAUACUAAUACUUGAAAAA
This is a messenger RNA of Diorhabda sublineata, 13830 nucleotides long. It is a transcript of the gene Liprin-beta, whose product is annotated as liprin-beta-2. Gene Ontology annotation, molecular function: protein binding. Gene Ontology annotation, cellular component: presynaptic active zone. The transcript is spliced from 13 exons. NCBI's taxonomy places the organism in Eukaryota, Metazoa, Arthropoda, Insecta, Coleoptera, Chrysomelidae. Bases 4588 to 7791 code for a protein of 1067 amino acids. Gene Ontology annotation, biological process: neuromuscular junction development. The record is from RefSeq and is a predicted model, not a curated record.